GAGUGAUUCAAUGAAUACAGAGAUUAGCAGUGAAUCCAGUGGUGACUCCGAGUGUGUGGACACAAUCGAUGAAGUGAUGGCCACCGAAGACAACGACAGCCAAACGUGGGCUCAAGUGAUAGAAGACUUGGAUUUCAAUCAAAUGAUGAAUAAAUUGAUUGAAAUUAAGAUUUUCUGCCAAACAAUAGACAAAAUGCAAUGUAUUUUGAAUACAAAUUAUAGUGUUUUGAAUGAAACGAUUGAAUCACUAAAUCAUUUGGAUUUCAAUCAAACAAUUGAUUGCAAAACAUUCAAAAUCAGUGAUCAUUUGAUUACUUAUUAUAAAACAAAUGAUAAGUAUUUUCACUGUCUUUGCACUGAUUGUGAAUAUAAGAGUAAAAACAAAAACAAUUUACUUUCACAUCAAUUAAUUCAUUCAAAUAUAAAACAAUUUAAAUGUGAUUUCAAUGAUUGUAACGAAAGUUUUAAAACAACAUCUAAUUUAUUUCGACACAAAAAAUGCGUUCAUUUGAAAGAAAAGCGAUUCAAAUGUAAUGAAGAAAAUUGUGGCAAAAGUUUUACUCUGAAAUCAAAUCUCAUUCAACACCAAUGCAUACAUUCGGUAGAAAAACCAUUUGUAUGUGAUUUUAACGGUUGUAAUGAACGUUAUAAUCGGAAAACACAAUUACUUCACCACAAGAAUAGUAUGCAUUUAAAUCAGAGAUUUAUUUGUGAUGUCAACGAUUGUCACAAAAAGUUUACAACAAAACAAACUUUAAUUCUACACAAAAGAUGUUUUCAUUUAAAGGAAAAGCUAUUCAAAUGUAAUGAAGAAAAUUGUGGCAAAAGUUUUGGUCAAAAAAAGUUCUUAAUGCAACACAAACGCAGACAUUCGGGAGAAAAACCUUUUUUUAUUUCGACACAAAAAUGGUUGUCAUUCGGAGAA
This is a messenger RNA of Medioppia subpectinata, 925 nucleotides long. NCBI's taxonomy places the organism in Eukaryota, Metazoa, Arthropoda, Arachnida, Sarcoptiformes, Oppiidae. The record is from the annotation of a GenBank genome assembly.